AUGGCUAACACCGUAGCUGACUUCUGGCGCAUGCUUUGGAUUCAUGAAUGUUCAAUCGUGGCAAUGCUAGUAAAACAACCUAACGAACAAGGCGAACGUUUCUUCGAGUAUUGGCCAAGUCCAGGAUAUCCAGAAAACUAUAAUGGGUUAAACGUCGAUUUUGUAUCAGAAUUUGACAUGGGGCAUUACUGGCUACGCGAAUUUAAAGUGACUGACGAAGCGCAUCACUCAAGGACCAUUCGUCAGUUUCAGUUCAUUGAUUGGGCUGUCGAUUGUCAUGGAAGAGCGAUUGGGGAUGUACCCCUAAACUCUGAAAGAUUUGUUGAUUUUGUACGUCAACUGCAUCAAACAAAACAACAGUUUGGUUCGGUCGGUCCUAUCUGCGUUCAUUGCCUGGAUGGGGCAGGGCGGACAGGGACUUUCAUUGCUGUCUCUUUGAUUGUUUGCAGGGCUCAACUUGAACAUGUUGUUGACCUCUUCACAACUGUAAAACUUUUAAGAAUGCAAAGGCCAAAUAUGGUAGAAACUAGGGAACAGUAUGAAUUUUGUUAUAGAGCAGCAAUUGACUUUCUCUCCUCUUGGGAGGAAGGAUGUUGA
Molecule: messenger RNA, 597 nt
Organism: Meloidogyne enterolobii
Lineage: Eukaryota; Metazoa; Nematoda; Chromadorea; Rhabditida; Meloidogynidae
Source: the annotation of a GenBank genome assembly